UUUUUAAACAGCUUGGUGUUCAAGCGAUUGAAAUUUGUAUGGCUACAAGAACGCGAAAUGGAGGUACACAUGCACUGAUUAAAAAUAUUUAUACAAUUUUUAUCAUUAUGACAUAAUUUAACCAUAGCAGGAAAUAAUAUUUUUUAUUCCUGGGAUCCUAAGUUUUGGGGGUCAAAGUUUUCUGCCGAGUUCACUAAUAUUCUUCCUAAUAUAUUAUUUUUUGUGCCUGUUAAAGCCAGGUCUGAAAAUUUUAUAGGAUCCUAUAUGCCAGGAUCCACCAUUAUUUGAUCACUAUUAAUUAUUGUAGCAUUGUAUAAUUUAUUCACUGAACUCAGUAUUAUAUCAUAUGUCAUGUAUCCAACGUAUCAAUGCAUUAUUCAAUAUCCUAUAGAAAAUUGGAUUAAUAAACUACUCAACUCUAUCCACAGGUCUUCUAGCUCUUGAUGAGCUUCACCGUUUACUAAAAGGCGGUGGUAAAUCCAGACAAGAUGUAACUGAGUAAGUAAAUGCAAUAUUCAUAAAUGAGUUUAGAAUUAUAGUAGCUGGCCAGUAGGCCUCUCAGGUACAAGAAGAUCACUCAUCAGAAAAUUUGCAAGUUUAAAAAAUAAAACGCUGGUUAAUCGCAACCUCGUACCCAGGCAGGGUUCUCUUUUUGCUGGAAACAUGAACUAAAAUCUAAUCAGCACAUUGCAUAGUAUAUCAGGGGCACAUCUCUUCGAUAGUGCCAGCAAAAAGAGAACCCUGGGUACGAGGUUGGUUUAACCAACUUAAUCGGGGGUGAGAAUUGAUGUGUUGGCAAGCACGAGUUCACAUAAACGGGGUUCUUUUCCAGCUCUCAUAUGCCGGUCAAACUAGAACAAGUGUUGCAUGAGAGUUAUUGAAUGAGACUUGACUGAAUAUUAUGACCAUCAAACUCUCGUCAAAUAUGUGCCAGCUUAGAUGUACGACUUAUAAUAGCUUACAAUUAAGAAAAUUCUAUAUAUAAUGGUACGUUACUGUAUGAACUGAGGUGAAAAUAGGCUUCACAUAUACCCUCAUAAAAACGUGUAAAAAAAAAUAUUUAAAUUUUAGGUAUUUCGCGUCAAUGAGAGAACCAGCCAAAAACAUUUAUACAGAGUUAUAAAAUUCUGAAACUUGUGCCUUUCUCAAUCUUGUCUUAGGGAUGAUUUAGCACGUGCAAUUAAAAAACUUCACACAUUAGGAAGUGGAUUUCAAAUUAUUCCUGUUGGCGAGAAAAGAAUUGUUCAGUCUGUUCCUGGUGAAUUAAAUAUGGACCAUACUACAGUUCUGCAGUUAGCACAGGUAGGCGUGCAUGUGCAGUUGUGAAAAUUAGAUGAUUUAUGUUAUAUCUUUAUACCUCCAGCAGUGGCUUGCUUAAUUACAUUUUAAUAUACAUUAUAAAUACUCAUGGCUGCAUGUGUAUUCCUAUACAGGCUAUGCUGGGCGUAGCCAGCCCAAAACUAACACACAGAGCAACCAUGGGGUCAGUUGUCCUUUUCCAUUUUUAGGGUCUGCGAAACGCUAAUCCAUGCAUUUUAUAGACACGUCUUAUGAUAAUCUCAAAGCUGCAGAUUUAGUAUAUUUUAUGUCAUUGAUGAAAGCAAUACGCCUCUUCCCGCCCCCCCCCCCCACGUUUCUCCACAGGCACAGUGUUGGAAGAAUUACAAAAUUGGUCCUGACGAAAAGUGGGGGUCGGGUCCCCUCCCCCAUUAGAGAUCUUACGAUUUAGGACGGCAACGUGACGACAACGGCUACCAAUACAAUAAACCAUUGAAAAGAAUUGAAUAAUUACAAUAUAUUUCAGCAAUAUAGGUUCAGCAGAACUCUUCCCAACCAUAAAACCCAUGUCUUCAACUUCUAAAACUGUAUUAAAUUCAUACGAUUGAUAAUAUACGACGAACUAUCUUUACUACCAUUUAUUUGAAGGAGUUUGUUUUGGCCGUCGUCGUCGCGUUGCCGUCCUAAAAUCGCUCUAUUCCCCCUGUGGCUACGCCCCUGACUAUGCAGUAUACCGACAGUGUACGGACGAUUCCCGCCUGUCAGAACCUUGAUUUAACUAAAUUUUACUGUAAUGUUCUCGAAUGUGUUCUUAAGAAAAAACAAACGGCUGCUGCGUUCUGUUGGUGUAGUCUAUUAUGUAUAUUUAUACAAAUUAUAGCUACGUUUGCCCGAAAUGAGUUCAAAUUAUAAAAGGAAUAAGAAAUUAAUUAGUAAUUCACAUUUAAAAUCAUGCUAACUGUUCUCAGCAGUUAAACUUGAAAGAAAAGAGAAGCAAAUUUGAUUGCCUUUUGACAAUGAAAUGAUCAGAAAUACAGCCCAUUCUGCCAUAGCGGACAAAAAAGGCAUUGUUUAAUGAACACUGCACAUUGUUCACUCAUUGUAUAUUUAUUACCAAUUUGAUAUUAACUCUACAGGCUACUUCGUAUAUUUCAUUAUCUGCUAUAACGUCACAGUUGGGAUGGGAAGUGAAACGGGCUGAACAUGUCUUGGUAGGUAUUGUCCGAGGUAUAGUCUGUGUAUAACGCCCACUCAGUACAGACGGACACUGAAUUUUUCCUUGACAAGUUUUCCAUGACAAGUUUUAUUUGCUCGUGUGUACGGCAAAAAAUUGUUAUGACAAUUUUUCUUGUUCCAGAGCUAUAGACCCAUUGCACAUGACGUCACAGCGCCGGUGACGAUGCAUCUGGAGGGCAAAUUAGCAAUCUAUGCAUAAUAUAACUUUUGUAGACAAAGCAAAUUUUGUAAAACUUUAUAAUAAUUUUGUAUUAAAAUGGUAAUCUUUGCGCUGUAUGUGGUUGUACCCGAACAGAUAUUCUUAUAGGGAGCAUCUGGAGGACACUCCAAGGAUUUGUGACGUCAGUGCGAUGGGUCUAUAGUCAUGCCAGUUUUUGGUCAAGAAAAAUUUGUUCAAGGAAAACUGAUACACAUGAGAAAGUAAACUUGUCAACGAAAACUUGCUCGUGUGUACGGGCUUAAAGGCACAGUUCAGCCUUUUGAAUGAUGGUUUUUAAGGCGCAUUACAACCCUUUUAAUUGAAAAAACUAACCAGGAAAAUCAAUUAAGCAUAAUUCAAGAUCAGCAAACUUAAUGUUUUUAACAUUUUAAAACAUUUUUAUUGUUAAAAGCAUUGAGUUUGCCCGAUACACAUGCAUUGGAAGUAGUUACAUAAAGAAAUAUUCGAUAGAAUACAGACUAUGACCUUUAAUCGUGAAAUGAAGAACCUCCAAUAAAUGCCAUGUUCUUUCCUUAAUAGACUUAAUAAUAUGCACCUGAACCAAAAUUUCAAAGUUAAUUAUUACAGUGAAUUUAAUUAUUGUGCGUUGUGAAAGAAAAUUGUACGAAUUUUGAGCAUUCGACAGUUUUUAUACUGCUUGUUUUUAUACUGCUUGUUUUGAUCAUAUUUGUCUUCUGAAUAUCCCUUAGGGUCACAUGGUGCAAGAAGGAAUGAUUUGGAUUGAUGAACAAGAUCCUAAGGAACGUUUAUAUUGGUUUCCAGGAUUGUUUAAAGACACCUAGUUGCCGUACACAAUAUAGUCGCCAAUGAUUAGCAAUAAGUAGAUAAAUGUUGAACUGGGGCCGCGGAUAGUGUUUUUUUCAACUGUUGUUUAAUCAGUCAUUGAUUGGUAUAACUCAAAUUAAAAUUAAAGGUUUUUUAAUUUUUUAUACUACUUGCGUGGUUCAUAUCUGUAGUUUCACAGCUUUUCAGGCAUUUUUACAAAGGUUGAAAAAAUCACUAUUCGGUGGAUAGCGCUAUCCGGCUUUUCGUACAACCUGCCCCAGAUGUAUGAUGUCAACGUCGUAUCCAGCCUCUUUCCACUACGCUGGAAGAGCGCUGGUAUUAUAUAUGGCAUCGUAAUCUUACAUCUAUACAUGCAGAUAUGUGCAAACCUAAAUCUUGCAUACCAUGCCAUUUAUUUGAAGCAUGGUACAUCAUGAACAUGACACGUUCUCUAGUCAAUGAGAUCCACUGCUGUAACUAAUUGUAACUAACUUAGUUACAAUUAGUUACAGCAGUAACAACCACUAAAAUCCCCCUCUGCUAAACUACAAUCCUCGACAAAGGUUUUUGGUCGUAUAGUUUUAUUAAAUCUUACAUUUUUUUUUUCCAACCUCGGAAUUUUGAAAUACACUCUGGUGGAAAUUUUGCCGGUUAGCCUAGACUGAAUAACCCUAUAGCCAGGGCCCCCUGGUAAUUUAUCCACCUAACAUGGUCUGGUUAAUUUAGCCAAGAAGUCCUUGGUUAAAUUAACUAGGCAAUCAGGAAAAAUGUUAGAAUAACCAGGAAAAUUCAUCAGGAAUAUUAAGUUAAUCCAAAUAGGGCUAUUUCUAGGUUAACCAGGAGGUUCAACUAGACGGUUUUUAAUAGAGCGUAAAAAUUAUAGAAGUAUAUAAUGGAUAAAAAUAAAAACUCACAAAUCACGAUUUUGACUAUAUAGGAGUAUAGCGCACGGGCUAUAUUUAGAUCACUUCUCUGUGUUGACUAUACAUGGCUACGUUUGCACUUGUACCGCAUAGCUUUCCGUAGAGACGUGAAAAACAUCAUAUCUUUAUCCGUGCCUUUUAAGAACGCUAUUUCAGAGGAAUUAUUGCAACGGAGAGAUGUUGUUUCGCUCAGUUUCUGAAAGUUGUACAUUGCGUAUCGGACAGCAGAAAUUUUUUUUGGGAUCACUUUCCGUGGGAGGCUUGGUAACCGCGACUUUUACUCAGGGUACAUAUUUGGAUUUAUUGGGACACUUGAUGUAAACUUGAGGUUAUUCAGGUACUCUAUAAAGUCUAUUAUAC
Molecule: messenger RNA, 4782 nt
Organism: Paramuricea clavata
Lineage: Eukaryota; Metazoa; Cnidaria; Anthozoa; Malacalcyonacea; Plexauridae
Source: the annotation of a GenBank genome assembly